Cladophialophora carrionii CBS 160.54 is the source of this 1161-nucleotide messenger RNA. RefSeq lists its product as uncharacterized. The record is from RefSeq and is a predicted model, not a curated record. The transcript has a single exon. NCBI's taxonomy places the organism in Eukaryota, Fungi, Ascomycota, Eurotiomycetes, Chaetothyriales, Herpotrichiellaceae. The coding region runs from base 1 to 1161 and encodes 386 amino acids.
AUGACGAAUUCCUUACCACCGACACAUCGCGCCCUUCGGCAGGAUGUCUACGCCCAGCCACCUACAGUCCAAACAGUCGCGACACCACAACCCACCCCCGGCUCUGCCGUCCUCAAAGUCCUCCAGGCCAGCAUCAUCAACUACACCAAGGACAUCUACAAUGGCGUGCGCAAGUACCCCUACCCCGUGCCCCUCACGUUAGGAGAAUCCGCACUCGCGCGGGUCGUCGCGUUGGGCCAAGACGCCACGACUCUCAAAAUCGGCGACCUGUGCCUCCUCGACAUCACGAUCCGUGGAAGAGACGACAUUGACCGCUCCGCUGGCGCGACGUUUCUUAGCGCAAUCAUUCAGGGCCACACGCCUGCAUCCGCCAAGCUUAUGACUGAUGGCUGGCGCGAUGGGACUUAUGCAGAGUACGUGCGCUGGCCGUUGGAGAAUUGCCACGUCCUUGACGAGGACCGGCUGUUCAACACGCUCGGCUACCAGAUGGAUGAUCUGAUGUAUCUCUCGAGGAUGAUGGUUCCGUACGGAGGACUGGGCCCGCUGUGUAUUGACUUGAAGCCAGGCGAGACUGUGGUUGUUUAUCCCGCGACAGGUGGGUUCGGGAGUGCGGCGGCGCAUUUGUGUCUUGAAUUGGGCGCCGGGAAGGUGAUUUGUAUGGGCAGGAAUGUUGAGGCGUUGGAGGGGUUGAAACGUGCAGCGACGGUGGAGAAGAGGGCGAGGAUUGAGGCUGUGCCGUUGUCGGGCACGUGGCAGGAGGACCUGAAGGCGUUGAAGAGCCUCGGUGGGAAUAUUGAUGUGUUCUUUGAUAUUUCUCCGCCGACGGCGGGAAAGGAACUGCUGAAGACGGGUACGUUGGCGUUGAGACACGGUGGAAGGUUGUGCAUUAUGGGUGGUGGCGACCAGGAUAUCCCGCUGCCGAACGGGGUGUUCAUGCACAAGAAUCUCAUUCUCAAGGGCAAGUGGAUGUAUGAGCCCAUGGAUGUGAAGAGGCUGAUCGGUCUGGUUGAGAUGGGUAUUGUGAAGCUGCAUCGGAAGGGAGACACAGUGACGCCAUAUGGUGCUAAUGUUGUUGCGAAGUUCAAGUUGGACGAUUGGCAGAAGGCUUUUGAUGAGGCUGAGAGGCUUGGAAGUGCUGGGAUUGUCGUCUUCGAGCCAUGA